UCCUCGGAGAGCCGAACUACUAGCAGUGCAGAAAUCAGUACCACCGAGGAAGAAGGCUGCCAAGAGUAAAACGGACUCGAAGAGGAAGAAAACGUUUCAAUAAAAUGGAAUACUGGGGAUUAAAGUGCAUUUUGUUUUUUACCAUAUUUAUUAACUGUAUAUUUAUUUCACAACAAAAUAAAGAAGAGGUGCUUUUGGACAUGGUUGCAUCGGGAUCGGAGCUGGGCUGGUUGAAAUGGCCAGACGAGAACGGGUGGGAAAUAGCUCAGACUGCUUUUAAUGGGUCUUUGCACUACAACUACUUUGUAUGUAAUGUGGAGUCACCUGCAGGCCAGGACAACUGGCUUCGCACCACUUUCAUUCAGCGGCACCCGACGGCCUCCCGAGUGUUUGUGGAGCUGCGGUUUGUGGUGCGGGACUGUAACUCCUUUAACGGUGCCUCACUCACCUGCAAGGAGACCUUCAACCUCUUCGCCUCCGAUUCCGACGUGGACAUCGGCACCAACUUCCGCAAGAGCCAGUUCCGUAAGGUGGCCACUAUCGCCCCCGACGAGAUCUCAAAGAUGGGCGAGCUGAAGAUGAACACGGAGACCCGGGUGGUGGAAGGCCUCAGCCGCAAGGGCUUCUACUUGGCCUUCCAGGACAUCGGGGCCUGCCUGGCCCUCUUCUCAGUCAGGGUUUACUACAAGAUCUGCCCGGCCACCAUCAAGAGCCUGGCAGCCUUCCCCGAGACCGUGGCUGGUGGGGACAAACAAAACCUGCGCAAGGUGGCGGGCGAGUGUGUGGAGAACGCUGUGAGUGCCAACCAGCCACUCAUCUACUGCACGGCGGAAGGCGAGUGGGUGGUGCCGGUCGGGCAGUGCCAGUGCCGUGAGGGAUACGAGCCAGAGGGCGAUGCGUGCCAAGAGUGUCAGCCGGGCUUUUUCAAAGCGGACGCAUCCAGCGAGGCCUGCCAGCCGUGUCCAGCGAACACCCAGCCAUCCGAGGCAGGAGCUCUGGCCUGUCCCUGCGUGGAUGGGUAUCACCGUGCCUCCACAGACCCCUUGUCCGAAGGCUGUUCUGGCUUGCCCUCCGAACCUGUGGAUCUGGCCACAGCACCAGUCCUGGGCGCUUCGGGCAAAGUGACGCUGUCCUGGAACCCCCCCGAGGACACGGGCGGCCGCUCGGACCUGACCUACCGCGUGACGUGCGAGCUCUGCGAUGAAUCGGCCUCGGCCUGUGUGCCGUGCGACGAGCACAUCCGCUUUGAGACCGACUUGGCGGACACCAACGUGGUGAUCGGCCUGCUGGAGUCUGGCGUGAACUAUACCCUCAGCGUGGAGGCGCGCAGCGGUGUGUCCCAGUUCAGCACCCAGCGGGCAGUCAGCUCCAUCACCACCAUCCUGCACGACACCGAUCCUCUGAAGGUGACGACCAUGCAGCUGGACGAGCGCGGCCCCAAUAGCCUCUCCCUGUCAUGGACCGUGUCCCGCAGAGGCAAAUUGGCCGCCCGCAACCGCUACCAGCUGAUGUACCGCAAGAAGGAUGGCGAGGGCGAGACCUUCUCGUCUGGCACCACGUACACUGUGCUGAUCUUGGAGAACACCUCGGUACAGAUCCCCGACCUGGCUCCGGGCACUGCGUAUCUCUUCAGGGUCCAGGCACUGAACGCUGACGGCACCCCCGGGACCGACGUCAUGGAGCACGAGUUCACCACCAUGGCAGAGGCUCCAAACCAGGGCAACACCUCAGUGAUUCUGGCUGCAGUGGUGGGGGGAGGCGCCAUGCUGCUUAUCGUCGUGGUGAUCCUGCUCGUACGCAAACGGAGAAGAGGGUCUCACACAAGACAAGGCCCAGAAGACACCUACUUCAGCCCAGAACAACUGAAACCCCUGAAGACGUAUGUCGACCCCCACACGUAUGAGGACCCCAACACAGCCGUGCACAAGUUCACAAAGGAAAUCCACCCCAGUCACGUCACCAAGCAGAAAGUCAUCGGUGCUGGGGAGUUUGGGGAAGUGUACCGCGGCAUCCUGAAAGCGCCCGGGCGCAAGGAGACGGCGGUGGCCGUUAAGACUCUGAAGCCGGGCUACACGGAGAAGCAGAGGCAGGACUUCCUGAGCGAGGCCAGCAUCAUGGGACAGUUCACCCACCAGAACAUCAUCCGCCUAGAAGGGGUUGUCACCAAGUUCAAACAUGCCAUGAUCGUGACUGAGUACAUGGAGAAUGGGGCCCUGGACAAAUACCUAAAGGAUCAUGAUGGGGAGAUGACCUCUUUUCAGGUGGUUGGAAUGCUUCGUGGGAUAGCAGCAGGGAUGAAGUACUUGUCCGACAUGAGCUAUGUGCACAGGGACCUGGCUGCCCGCAACAUCCUGGUCAACUGCAACAUGGAGUGUAAGGUGUCCGACUUCGGCUUGUCCCGUGUGUUGGAGGACGACCCAGAGGGGACCUAUACCACCAGUGGAGGCAAGAUCCCAAUCCGCUGGACGGCUCCUGAGGCCAUCGCCUACAGGAAGUUUACCUCGGCCAGCGACGUGUGGAGCUUUGGCAUAGUCAUGUGGGAGGUGAUGGCCUUCGGCGAGCGGCCAUACUGGGAUAUGAGCAACCACGAGGUGAUGAAAGCCAUAAACGAGGCCUUCCGCCUGCCCGCGCCCAUGGACUGCCCAUCAGCGGUGUACCAGUUGAUGCUGCAGUGCUGGCAGCAGGACCGCUCCAAGAGGCCCCGCUUCCCGGACAUCGUCAGCAUCCUGGACAAGCUGCUCAAAAGCCCCGAGUCCCUAAAGGCCAUCGCUGACUUCGAUCCCCGUGUGUCCAUCCGGCUCCCCAGCACCAGCGGUUCAGAUGGCUCUCCGUUCAGGUCUGUGUCGGAGUGGCUGGAGUCCAUCAAGAUGAGCCAGUACAGCGAAAACUUCUCCUGCGCUGGCAUCGUGUCCAUGGAGCAGGUGCUGCAGAUGAAGAGCGAGGACAUCCGAAACAUCGGCGUCCGGCUGCCCGGGCAUCUGAAGCGGAUUGCGUACAGCAUCCUGGGCCUGAAGGACCAGACCAGCACCCUGAGCGUGUUUGCGGUGUGAGGCAGACGCCCUGACACACGCGUGCGUGCACACACACCCGCUCAUGACCAGCGAAGUCUUUGAAGCCCAGGCCCCCAGGCCCCCAGGCACUGACUGACUGACUGAACUCCACACUACCCCCUCCUCCCCCCCCCCCCCCAUCACCACCACCACCACCACCCCCCCACCCCGAGCUGCAGGGACAGCUCCUGACUGGGGCAGACCCCCCAGCCCCACCUCCACCCCCCCAGCCAACCCGUGAUGGACUCCUGGCGGUGUGACAUGCCGCAGAUUUGAUAGACUUGAUAUCAACGAAUGGAGAAGAGCAACGGUGGGAAGUGGGAGAAGAAAGCUAUGAAAGCUAUACAUUGGACCGUGUAUAAAAGAUAUAUAUUUUUUGAUAUUCUAUUUUUUUUAAAACAUUCUAAGUUUUGUUUGGUCUUCUUACAUGCAUGCUUCUUUUGGAAGAAGUGUAAUCAGAUUAGUUGUUAAUGUUUCUAUUCUGCUGUGGCUGCAGGAUCUGGGAAACCCAAGCAGGCAUAUGGAUGGUAAUUCUUUGUUGGCAUUGCAACGUCUGUUAACUGUAGAGGGGCCCCAUUCACCAAAGGGCACGACUUUUAAAAAUCGACUUUCCUAAGGGCUUGAUCUUGCCGUUAUUUAAAGGGAGGGCUAUUGAAUGGUGUAAAUUGAAAUGGGAUUUCAUUUGAAGCUUUGAAGUAAUUUCGAAUAUAAAAAGCACCUCAAUUCUUCUGAAGAUGAAAGUCCCUUCAGGAGAAGUUACGGGCGUGGAAAUUUGUAUAAGCUGGGAAAUUCUUGUUGAACCAUUGCUUGUUCCAAGGGUAUUCUAGGGUGACCUGCCAGGGCAUGUUGAGUGACGUCUCUGUGGAGUGCGCUGGCUUUAGAGGAUGACUUUGUGGCCUUACUUUGAAAUUUGCAGUGAAGAACCUCAGCACCAGCCAUCAACAGUUUUGGGAGCCUGGAAGGUGUGGGGGGGAAGCGAGCGUUUAUGUUGUAGCCAUGAAGCGCCUGAGGAACUUGGAGGAGAGUGCUUAGAGGGAGGCCACAGACAACCCAGAAUAGGGAAAAAAUAGCACUUACGAGGAAAAAGAACACACACACACACACACACACACACACACACACACACACAGAGAGAGAGCAACAAUUCUGAGGCGGCCGGAUGGUCACAGUUGAAAUGGCAGGUUUGGUAUCCUGCUGUAGCCUUGUCUCUCCUAAUGAAGGGGAUGACAUUUAAAAACGGAACCGAGAGGGAGAGAGAAAGAAAGAAAGUGGAACGGGAAGCUCCAGUUGGUGCCGACUGGAAUGUUGCUGAUCUCUAAUUGGAAAAAGUGGAAAAAGCCUGCAGUGACAGGGCAGUGGUGAUUGCUGCAUCGAGUACACAAGGCUUGCGCUAAAUGCAGGCAAGGCUCCCAGCGCUGGCAGACUCCCCGAGACGAGUCCAAAGCGUUCGUUCGUCAAACAGCAAAGAAAUGUAAAUUGCCAGUAGACAUCCAGUUGAUGGGCUGUUGGUUUGUCCGUUGUACUGCACGUCAGCACAUAAUCAACUUCUUUGAUGAUCUUGAAGAUUAUUGUAGAUUAGCAGUGCCAAAUUGAUUAUGUGCUUGGAGAUGCCAGAUGUCUUAUGUGGGGGUGAAAACACUAUGUGCUUUUCUUGUACAUGUUAACCAUUCCUUGGGCUUCUCUUCAUUCUGUUCACCACAAACCCGUCUAUAGAGAAAUGACUGAAAAAAAACCUCCACACCACCCACUGUAUAGAAGAGGGAGAGAGGACAUACAGUAUACUCUCUGACCCUGGGUGACAUUAUGCCUCUGACUGUCUGGGCAGUCGCUGAGGAUUUUCCUAGGAAGUCUGUCUCACCUCAGAGCUCAGCUCACCUCAUCUGUCUCCAUCGCAGUCUUUCAUUUAAUCAUGAAAGCCAAGGAGUCUUUUACUGAGGAUUUCACUUAGAUAUUUUUUUAAAAGGAAAAAAAACAUUGGUGAAUGUUUAAAUACAGAUUGUUUUUAAUUACUUCAUUUUCUUUCUUAUAUAUAAAUAUAUGAAUUUGUUCUUCACGGUCCUCAUUAUGAUUGUCUUGAAGCUGAUGCCUAACGAGUGAGGUUGUUUUGGGACUGGGUCAUUGAUGUGUAGUGUUGUUUUUUUGCAGUGGUUGCCUCCACUGUGACAAAGGGAAAUAUAAAAAAGUGUAGUUUGUUAACCCUGUCUACCUUUAUUUCAUGUUGUAAACAAUUUCUCUUUGCAAUGUUUUUUUCCUAAUUGCAAAGAGUUUUCCCCACACAGAGAUUACAGACAAUUUGGCGCUCUCUCAAAGGAAAAAAAAAACAUACAACACUAUUUGGCCAAUUGUUUUGUACUUAAUUUAAUAGCCUAUUUAUUUUAUUCUUUUAUUUAUUGUCAUAGUUACACUGAGAUGGGAUUUAUUUGUAAUUGAAGUUCUUUUUUUCAAUCACAAUAAAGUCUUUGUAGCCAAUUACUGCUUUGAGUUUCUUGUCCAUUUUUUUAGUUAAUGAAAAGAAAAUGUAGCGUAUUGUUAAUAUAAAAUUUGUAAAUAUAGCAUAUUUUGUGUGUACUGUCAUAUACCUGAACCUCUAAUAAAAAUCCUGAUCAGA
Molecule: messenger RNA, 5658 nt
Organism: Alosa sapidissima (American shad)
Lineage: Eukaryota; Metazoa; Chordata; Actinopteri; Clupeiformes; Clupeidae
Gene: epha2b
Product: eph receptor A2 b
Exons: 17
Coding region: 105-3050 (981 amino acids)
Biological process (GO): cell surface receptor protein tyrosine kinase signaling pathway; protein phosphorylation; axon guidance
Cellular component (GO): plasma membrane; neuron projection
Molecular function (GO): transmembrane-ephrin receptor activity; protein binding; ATP binding
Source: RefSeq, a predicted model, not a curated record